Marchantia polymorpha subsp. ruderalis is the source of this 2669-nucleotide messenger RNA. Lineage: Eukaryota; Viridiplantae; Streptophyta; Marchantiopsida; Marchantiales; Marchantiaceae. The record is from the annotation of a GenBank genome assembly.
CAACCGCUCGCGGGGGCCGGAAUUGCAGAGCGAGCGGUGCGCGGGCUAUUUGAAGAUGCGCGAUGGCUGCAGAUUUUCAUGAGGCCGAGUCUCGCGGAGUCGCAAUUGCUCGCAUUGCCGAAUGGCUUUCGCCUCUCGUCUGCACGAAACGGUGAAUCGAUCCGACCACCUCCACCUCGCAACCCAUGCUCUCCAUAGAUCAUCGCACUCUCUGUUUUUCCGUCUCUGUGGAUGUUCAAUUGGACUCUGCCCUGCCGCCGCCGAGAGCAGAGCGAGCUCAAGCUAGCUUGAGCUAGUAGCUUGGCAGGUCUUGUGGCUGUGAGCAUGAUGAUGAUGCUCUGGUGGCAGGAGUAGUCGUAGUAGGAGGAGCAUUUGGUGCCACAAUUCAUUCGUUCGGGAUCGGUCGAGGAGUGAAUGUUCAGGUGGAGCGAUGGAGGAGGAGAAUUGGAAGCGCAGGAGUAGCUCGGGAUUAGUGCAGGGAAACAGCAGCAGCAGCAGCAGCGAGGUGCAAUCGCCUCCUCUUUUUGCCGAAGCUGCUGCUGCUGGCCAUAGGGGGCGGUCAGCGAUCGCCGUGCCGAGGAAUCGAAAUCUGCCGACACAACCACCACCAUCAUCAUCGUCAUUCAUCGCUUGUGUUUCGUUCUCGGCCUUGCAGCAGCCGAUGGCCUCUGCCGCCGCCGCCCCGUGCACGAGGUCCAAUUGUUCAUGCUCCUCGGCGUCGUCGUCGUCUUCAGCUUACGCGAAUGCGCUCAUUCCUUCGCCAUUCUCGACCUCGUCGCUGGCCUCGUUUUUCCCAGCUCACGUCGCCCGCCAGUGCUCCGUCGCCUCGACAUCAUCCUCAAUUUCCUCCUCCGGCUGCUCAUGCUCUUGCUCUUCCUCGUCCCCCGUUCGCAUCUGGCCUCAAAGCCGACCCAGGCCAUCGCCAUCGCCAUCGCCCGCGGUGCUCAGAUUGUCGUCGGUGGCCUCGCUCGCCUCGGCCGUGCAGGCAUUCUCGCACUCGGGCAAAGGCUUCUAUGGCGCAGAGCCUCGAGAGGCGGACGGGAAAGUGUUCGGCCGCAGCGUCGAGCACGAAGGCCGAGGCGACGAGGACCAUCGCGGCCCUCGUCGCAAGCCGCCGCCGCCGCCUGCUGCUCUCGUGCCCGCCCCGCUCGUGGCUGCCACCUCCUCGUUGGUCCGAGGAGUGUCGAAUUUCUUCCACCAAUUUCCUCGAGAAUUCGGCGCGCUCCGCCGGCACCACUUGGGGCUGGCAUUGUCGGCCAAGCGCAAAGGCAUCGAUUCUUUCAAAGGCAAUGUGCCGAGUGGCAACGAGAAAAAAUCCGGCGGCAGCGAGAAGACGGAGAAGAAUGGCAGAACCAAGGCCAUCCGCACCACGCAGCAUCUUCUGGCCGGCGCCAUUGCCGCCAUGGUCUCGAGAACGAUUGUGGCGCCGCUGGAGAGGCUGAAGCUGGAGUAUCUGGUGCGAGGGGCGCAAGGGAGCGUGAUGGCGACGGUGCAGACGAUUCUGGUGAACGAGGGCGUGCGGGGGUUUUGGAAAGGCAACGGAGUGAAUCUGCUGCGCACUGCGCCUUUCAAGUCGGUCAAUUUCUUCUGCUACGACACGUACCGAAAUCAGCUGCUCAAGUGGGGCGACCGCAGCGAGGUCACCAACCUCGAGCGCCUCUUGGCCGGUGCGGCCGCCGGCGUCACGGCCACCAUCUUGUGCUUCCCGCUCGACACCAUUCGGACCACGAUGGUGGCGCCGGGAGGGGAAGCCCUGGGCGGCAUGAUCGGGUGCUUCCAGCACAUGGUGCGAACCGAGGGCCUGCUGUCGCUGUACAAGGGCUUGCUGCCAGCGGUGGUGAGCAUGGCGCCGUCGGGGGCUGUGUUCUACGGCGUGUACGACAUGCUCAAGAUCAACUACCUGAACUCGCCCGAGGGCAAGGCCAUGCUGAAAGCCAGGCGCCAGCGCAUGAAGGAAGCCCAGGAGCGAGGCGAGGAGGCCUGGGCCCAGCCCGAGCUGGGCCCUGUCAGGACUCUGCUCUUCGGCGCCAUAGCCGGCGCUUGUGCUGAAUCCGUCACCUAUCCUUUUGAGGUCGUUCGCCGAGCUCAGCAGAUGCAGCACGCGGCCAUCAAGCUGGGCAUGGCCGGCACCUUCCAAAGCCUGCUGCAGAAAGGCGGCAUCAAAGCUUUGUACGCCGGCCUCUUCCCCAGCACUCUUCAAGUUUUACCGUCAGCUGCCUUCAGCUAUUUCGUGUAUGAGACGAUGAAGCUAGCAUUUAAGAUCCCUUAAAGUUCAGUAGAGGGGAAGGAUUAUGAUUCAUGACCGACGACAGAUUAUAAUAGCGAGAAGAUAGUGAGUCCAGAUAGGUUGUACCGGCAAAUAGAUGAAAUCUCUUUACGUUUUUCAGAUGUUACUUCUCGUACACAAGACUUUCCAUGUAUAGUGUAAAGAGAUUUGGAAUGGGAUGAGUUCGAUGAUCUGGUGGCUUAAGCGUGUAAGAUUAACUACACCUUUUGGCUGAUCCAUGUAAAUCCAUUGUUUUAUGUAACGAAGCUUCUUUGUAUGUAAGCGUGUUUCUGGAAGUUUCCACCACGACACAUGCAAUUGCAGGAACUGGCUCGCUCUUUCAAGCUUCUCUACCGCUGGCCGGCCAGUAAUGCAGUAAAGAAGUUCACGAAUGGAUGUUGUC